Molecule: messenger RNA, 450 nt
Organism: Polypterus senegalus (gray bichir)
Lineage: Eukaryota; Metazoa; Chordata; Cladistia; Polypteriformes; Polypteridae
Product: calmodulin-like
Exons: 1
Coding region: 1-450 (149 amino acids)
Molecular function (GO): enzyme regulator activity; calcium ion binding
Source: RefSeq, a predicted model, not a curated record
AUGGCUGACCAGCUGACUCCUGAACAGAUUGCUGAAUUCAAGGAGGCCUUCUCCGUGUUUGACAAAGAUGGUGACGGUACCAUUACAACUCAAGAACUGGGUACUGUUAUGAAAUCCUUGGGUCAAACCCCAACAGACAAAGAGUUACAGGAAAUGAUCAACGAAGUGGACGCAGAUGGGGAUGGAACAAUUGAUUUCAAUGAAUUCUUGACCAUGAUGGCUAAGAAAAUGAAAGAUACAGACGCAGAAGAAGAAAUCCGUCAAGCCUUCAGGGUCUUCGACAAGGAUGGUGAUGGGACAAUCAGUGCGACUGAACUACGGCAGGUCAUGAAAAACCUCGGGGAGAAAUUAACCGAUGAAGAAAUUGAUGCAAUGAUUAGAGAGGCCGAUGCCGAUGGAGACGGACAAGUCAAUUAUGAGGAGUUUGUCCAGAUGAUGACUACAAAAUGA